Wyeomyia smithii (pitcher-plant mosquito) is the source of this 8371-nucleotide messenger RNA. RefSeq lists its product as uncharacterized. Gene Ontology annotation, cellular component: nucleus. The transcript has 6 exons. The coding region runs from base 923 to 6844 and encodes 1973 amino acids. The record is from RefSeq and is a predicted model, not a curated record. Lineage: Eukaryota; Metazoa; Arthropoda; Insecta; Diptera; Culicidae.
UUGGUAGGUGGCUGUCACGACGGAUGGGGCCUCAAUCGAAUCGAACUAGCAGAGGCCGCUUCCUCGAAUGGAAUGCAUGCGUGAAAAUGGUUGACGAUUUGCCGGAGAAUAUUUAUGACGAUAAUACACCGAUCUGUGAAGAUGGAUCGAGAGAGAGAGAGAGAAAGAGCGGAACAGAAGAAGAGCACUUCGGUACGGAACAGAGAGUGUGUGCAAGGAUAGUUACGGAAUCGGAAACUGUGUGAUAUAUGCCGAACCCAGUUGAUGUGGGAGAGGAAAAACGCACGCUCUCACAUCCAUCGCUAAAGGAUCUUAGGAAAAUGCGAGAGCAGCAUUGCUCUGACGAUUGAAGCAGGAAAAGUGAAAAAGUGGUAUUAAAGAUGAAAAGUUUCGUCCUGUCGAGUUUUCCGCCGAUUUAAAGUUGCGAUUUUUGCUGGGAAAAGUUUGACUUUAAUGGUUGAAAAGUUUUUCAAAACAGAAUGCACUCGCGACCGGAACGGGAACUGAUAAAUUAGUGCGUGAUCGACCGUUUCGAGUGGCGAUAAAGUGGUGAUGAAAAUUGAUUUCCAGCGAUAGUUGGAUUUUUUCCUCCCAAAAUCCAGGAGUGGGCUCCAUCGCUGGUAGGAUCGACGUCGACCGUCGCGGGGCUGGCAUUCAGCCUCCACUUUUUUCCCUUUUUUUCGCUGCAUGUUGCUCGCAACAAUGAUAAAAGUUAGACAUUUUAUUUGAUUGCGAUGUGAAAGUGAGUGAGAGUGAAAUAAUGGAGCUCGGUAACAUAGAAAUUCUGCUUGGUUUGCGAGGAUAAAAAACGAAAAAACGGGUGCCUCGCUGGAUAGGCGUGUGAUUGGAAAGUGAAAAUUUUAGUGCUGAGUUGUGCAAGUUUUUCGCGACAUAAAACGGGUCAGGUCAAAAAUCGGAGGGGAUGCGUGACGCGAUGCCAAAAGUGCUGGACAGUGACACUGAAUCGGAGGUACCAGCCAGCAUACAGAGUAACAACAACAGCGAACCUAACACGGACAAUGAGGAAAAACCGGAAGUGGACGCCCUUUCAUCGCGCGGCUCGCAGAUUGCUCCGGCGACAAAUGGAAAUGUCAGUGAUACGGAUAGUACCGCCAGUACUCCAAGCAAUGCCCGACUAGCGGUCAAUGGGAUUGGUCAUUGCAGCGCCGGAUCCAGUCUUCCACCGUCUUCAGCAGCAGUAACAACAGCAGCAGUACGAGCACCAACUCCUCCCAUAGGUACCAAUGGUACCAGCAGUAACACAGCCAAUAGCUCCAGUAAUCCUACGGGCCACAGUAACAGCAAUUCGACUGCUGUACCACCCGUGAGAUCAUCGUCAGCCUUAUCCGGGUCAUCGUCAUCAGCGCCAGCUACAGUCGCGAACGAGCGGGUAAAAAAGUAUCGCCAUCAACACUUCAGUAAGAACAUCUACAUCGGAACGAAAAAUGCCGAAAAAUGGGACACCUUACGAAAUCUGUUGCAGUUCAAAAACGACGUGGAGUUUGUUUCUUUUCUGCUCCGGCUAGCCGAGUUGGACGAUCGGAAAAGGAAAACCCGCAUCCUUAAUGGAUUGGCCGAUGGAAACCUACAUGCCACAGCUAGUGAGUCGCUGCGCGACUCCUUACCCGGUGUACUGACAAGCUCGAAGCACAACCAGCAAAACGGGAAACCUAGCACUAAGAAAACCAAAAGAGUACAAUUUCAGGACAGUGUAAAUAUCAUCAACGACAACAGUACGGCAAACACACUGCGUCCUUCCGGAGCCGGAGCUAUUUUUGACUUCCACGAGGACGAAGACGACAAUGAGGAUACGGCAGGAAUGGAAUUUCGUCGGCGGCGACAACGACCACAGCCAACGUUACGUUCCCCUCAGCCUCCUGGAGAGGACGAACGCCGAGACGAGGAAGCGGCAGCAGAUGGCGGCGAUGAAGAUGAGGAACAGUACAUCGUACAAAAUAUUAUCAAGAAACUGCCCGGGAGAGCAGGCAAAGCAAACGAGGUGCAGCAGGACUCCAUCAGCAGUACGAUGGGGUCUGUUUCCGAGGACUCACUGCAUACUGAAACAGAGGUGCUCGACUACCGUAUUGCCGAGAAGAUAAAAACAGAGCUAGAGGAGAAGCAAAAACUGGAGAGAAAAUCUUUCACCGAAGAGUUACCAUCUACAUCCAACUACUCGGAACAUUCUGAUCGUCCCUCUGAUGAUGAGGCGUACGAUAGCAAGUUGGAUAUCAAAAAGAUAGACAUUCGAAAGAUUCCUUUCGAUCCCAAGUUGGGAACCAGCAGAAAAUUGAAACGGGAAACUGGAACGGUAGAUCUUCGUAUAGAAUACGAAGAGCAGGAAUACGGUCGUCUGACACCAGAUGAGCGAAAACCGUUGUUACCACCGCCUAAAAAGCCUAGAAAGGCAGCUACAACGAAAUAUAAGGCCUGCACAGGGUGUGGUUUGAAGCAUGGAAUUGAUCCGUGUCCUUUAAAUAACCCCUUGGCAACUAUCAAUAACAAAAUCGAGCUUAAAGAAUGGUUAGAGCAAAACGAGGAUUUAAUCAAGAAGCACAAGAUCGUGCUGAAACCGGAGAAUCCAGAAGAGAUGGACGACGAGAACGACGACAACUAUGAUGACGAUGAUGAUGAAGACGAAGGAGACGAUAAUGAGGAAAGCCAGUUCGAAGAGAAGCUAGACAUCUUGCCUUCGUUUUCCGAAACAUCUCUUCCACCGGAGUUUGAGUUGCGGUUAGCACCGAUAGCGACAACAAUCAGCACUGGUCCAGCUGGCAGUGCUGUCAGCAACAAUCAUCCCCUACCCCUAGAUCUAAAUGAAUCCUCACCCUCAGCUGCAAUUUCUCACGCAGACCUGCAACAAACACUGCUUCCGUCUCCUGCCGGUACGUUCACGAAUACAGUAAAUCAUGGACUUAGUAUCUACACGAAGGUCUUCAUUCCAAAGUAUACCCAACUGGGGCCGGUAAUCGGCCAGAUUGCUAAAGAAACCGAGAUCCAGGAUGAUUGCAAUAUGCGCUACAUCUACGAAACGUUCAACGGAACCAGAUCCACGUAUGUUAACAUGGAAAACAAGAACCAAGCGAACUGGCUGAGAUAUCUGCGACCGGCUCGGCACCGCGAUCAGAAAAAUUGCGUGCUGAAAGUUCGCGAUAUGCAGAUAGUGUUCGUAACCUGUACGGAUUUGGAUGUGGGCAGCGAGCUGCUCUACUGGAGCGACGAUUCCAAUUCGGCGUGGGGAAAGAAGAAGAUGGAGAAAACUAAUUGUGGUGGUUGCAAUCUACGUUUCGAUCAUCCCCUGUACUACCGAACACACUGCUCGGUUUUCCACGAUCCAGCUUUUAGUCUGACAAUACGGAAGUAUCACUGCAAGGUGUGUGGAGUGGCUGUACUAGGCAAGGAAAACAUUAUGAAGCACGCAGAGAAAGAGCACGAUGGCAAAGGAGCUUAUCAGUGUCAGUUUUGUCAGAAGUUCUUCUUACGCCUUAACUACCUGGAGAUGCAUCGAACAUACGGGUGUAGUAUGAACCCUCAGCGGGCACGACCUCUUUGUGAUUUUUGCGGGCGCAAGUUCUGUCAGCCACAGAAGCUCAAGGUUCACAUUAAGCGAAUGCACAGCGAUAUGGCGGAAGUGUUGCGUGAUUUCCAGUGCAAACUGUGCUCGAAGCUGCUAGGUUCGCGGGCCGCACUGCAGCGUCACUCGAAGGAAGUACACAGCCGAAACUCAGCGGUAGUGAGUUGCCCUCGCUGUCAGAAGCUGUUCCAAAACAGAAGCAACUUGAAGAUUCACAUGCUCACUCACUCCGGAGUGCGACCGUUCAAGUGUGCUGAAAACGAAUGCACGGCGGCUUUCACAACGAAGCAGUGUCUGCAGUUCCACUACAAAAAGGUCCACGGAUAUACUCAGGAACAGAUGCCGAAAAUAGAGCGCAGUGUUGCGUACACCUUCGACGCGUAUUCUGGUGGUAUGAAUGAUGGAUUGGUUGAUCUCAUUUUAGAUGGAAUCCAACGUCGGCAGCGUCGGAAGCUGGAGGCAGGCGAGGAAGGUCAAACGUUAGGACCGGGAGAAAAGAGGAAACGCCCACCGAAAGAGCUGCCUGGUAACAUUCUCAAGACCAAGAAUAUCUUGGAAUCAUUCAACGAGAUUUGCAAAAACGACAGCAAUUUGUCGCUGCUGUCGACAAAAAUAUCAUCGAUUCUUAACGGAAAUCUCAAGGAUUUCACCAAAGUGCCCAGUGGUGUACCUGGUCUGGAUGCAGAUGGUGUGCGCAAGGAAGAACUGGACGACGAUCUGGAUUCGAACGAUUGUGCCGAACGAGACGAACGUCUGGAGGCAAUUCAGCGGCAUCUGAACCAACCGAUGCAAGAUGACAAAAACGAUGACUUCAGCCAGUUGCAGUCCCGUUUGGCUAACAUAUCAGGUCAACCUGAGCAGAACCCGUUGCACUACAAACUUCCCAGCGGCGACGAUGGAAAACCACUAGCCGACAGUGAUGGCUUUGGAGAUCUGAACUCGCUGGCUGCCAGUCAAAAGUACAAAGACUUUAUCAAUGGGGGCAACCCGGGACUGGUGAUCAGCAAGGGAAGCAAAAAGUGGAUUAGUGAUGAUGAUCACCUGCCAGAUGACAACAAUUCCGAUAAUAUGCUAACGUCAGCCGCUAACAGAGAUUUUCUCACGAAGUUGAUCAUGAAUGGUCAUGGUGCUUCUGCAUCGCAUCCUGCCGAUGAUGACGAGGAUGAUGAUGACAACUCGACGAUUUUGGACGUGGUAGACUCCAACAACCAGAAUCAGCAAAAUUCCAACACACAACCUCAUCAGCAGUCACAUCAACAGCAGCAGCAACAGCAGCAACAACAACAGCAACAGCAGUAUACGUCUAGCUUCGCCGGGCUUAAUAGCUCACUGCCUGACUUGCCGGCCUUCCAGAGUCACAGUUUUUCAACACACUUCAACCACCAGUCGUUGCUGGGCAGUUUUUACAACAGCAACAGUGGAGUCGCUGGUCGAAGUGCCGGAAUUAACACUAUUCCAACGUCUGCCAGUAUGCUGGUGGAAGCCGCCCUGAACUCCGUGAGCAAUAUAAUUAACGAAGCGGAAAUGAACAGCAGCAACAACGAUAACCAAGAUCUUCACAUGGGUGACAUCGAUGGUACCAAUGGAACUGGUGCUGAGAACAACUUACCAACCGAUACGUUUACGACUAACGAGGUUAAUAGUGCUGUCGAUGAUAUGAAAAUGAUGAAACCUCACAACUUCCCGCUUCAGAUGAACUCCAUGUCGCAAUUCACCAAUCCAUCGCCGGAUGAUGCCAGCAUGAUACAGGAGCGUAACGAAAUGGAAGUAGUUCGGCCCAAGUCACGGGACAAACUAACCAGCUAUGGCGAAGGAGAAAUACUGGGCUAUGAUAGUCAACAGCAGCAAUCGACGCCACACAAGCACAAUCCAAGCGUCGAGUCAGUUCGUAGCGCCCUGUCGCCUGAACAGAACGACUACAACUACUCGAACUCCAAUGGUGCCGCCCAACGUCAGCAACAACAAAUUGUUACCAAUUCCCCGGCACGGUCAAACUCUAGACCAAUGUACGCCGAACACGAUCUCAUAUCGCCAGCAUCAACACCCUCGCUACCACGGUAUGACUUCGGAACAGACAACAAUGCGUACGCUCGCAGACAGGAGAAAACCAUCAGUUCACUGGCGUUGGAAAACUUUGAGGCCAAUCUGAAAGCCAACAGCCAUCACAUGCAGCAUCUGUCUAGUGACGAAGACAGUAGUAUCGUGAUUGCCGAGAAUCUUUCUGUUAACGCAAGCAAUACCGAAGGUAAAAUGAAGUUGAGUAGUCAUAAUUCGGCCACCGAUUUCUUGGCGUCGAAUGCUGCAGGUGCUGGAAAUAAGUAUGAUAAUGGCCGUAACAGCUUAGGAUCGGACUUAUCGACAGACUUGCGUCUGAAGUACAACUCCGAACCUAGUGUAGAGCUUCCCGACUUCCGAUCGGGCAGUAACAUGAAUGAGACUUCCGAUUUCCAAGGUCUGGAUAUGAGCUCCCGUGCUGGUCUGCCGUCCAGCUAUUCGCACAGCAACUUCCAAGUUCCAUCGGCUGGAACUAAUUUGAACUUUAAUCGUUACCACCAUCAUAUCUACGAUAUACUGAAUGAACGUGAACAGCAGCAUCAGCAGCAGCAACAACAACAACAUCAGCAGCAGCAACAAGAGUUCCAUCUCCAACAGCAGCAGCAUCAACAACAGCAACAGAUGCAGCACAUGAUCCAGGAUCACAUCGGACCUGAAAGUGAAUCCGAUCAGCCUGCGUCGGUUGACCUUAGUCGCACCUCCAAUUAUCUUGUGCCAUCUCCGCCAUCCCCGGCAAUUCCAUACUCUCAUCCACAUCCGGAUAUGAUCCGUAUGGUUUCCUUGGAUUUGAGUUCUAACAGUGGUGGCAACAUGAUCGUGGGCAACACACCCCAUCACGUUCGCCAUCCAUCAUUUUUAUCCUCACAGAUCCAGCACUCGAAUCGGGACUCGUUACCAGAUCACCACCGGCUACUGGCUAGUGAGCAGCUUGCUGCCACCAACCAUCGCCUUCUGGUGGAUCCUACUGCUCAUCUGAUCUUCGAGCAGAACAACCGAUUGUUGGCGGAGACCCCAGGUCCCUCGCCCGCCCCACCACGACACGUGGUUUCUCCACAAAGAGGUUUCGGAGCCUACCAUCAUCAUCACCAUCACCAUCAGGUAGGAACUGCUUCCAGCUAUCAUCAUCAUUCGGUCAAGCAGAAUCUUACCACACCACCGUUGAAUCAGCACGCUUCCGCUGCUACCGCGAAUUAUCAUCCUUUUCCGACUUACUACUAAGGAAGUUAAUCAGCAUAAUCCUUCUGUAGGUCAGGAAAUAAAACAAAAGACACUCAAAGAAAAAAAAACACUUGAAAAUUGUUUAUUUGUUUAUAACAUAUGCUUAGGUUCUUUGUAGAAGUACUUAAAGUACACAUACGAAUCACACAAACUGCGUAAAAAAAUUAGACUACUAUUAGUUGAAGGCUGUAAAGAGUUACCGAAACCGAAUCAGUGGCACAAACACACACACAAAAACACGCCGAUAACUAACGCUGAUCUAGCUCAACAAGUAUUAUAUUGAGAACAAACACACAGAAAACAACACCCACCAGAAAAGCUAACGCCCUAGGACAAGAGAUAUACACAAAGUAGAGAUAAAAGAAAAUCAGUAACGCGUAAAUGCGUUUUCAAUACAUGAAACGAACAAUCUGUUAAGUGUCGCUAUAUUUCUAAUAUCUUGCAGCAUCUCAUUGGAUCUGGAUUCAUUCGAAGAGUAUUUUUAUGUAUAAUAACUACUGUUUGCAAUAGUUUUUCAUGCAGUCAUACUUGGUAGGUGUAACAAUACAUUUUGAGCUCUAUUUUGAAUAUUUGUUGUACAUAUAUUGUUACCAAUCCAAACAAUCAAAACAAAAAAAAAAACUGAAAACGAAAGCAUCGCAUAGGUGUCGCGCUGUCGAAGGACAUCACAAAUGUUGUAGCUUCUGGAAACCUUUAUUUUCCAAGCAUUUAGCACGAAUUCAGCAUCCAUUGCAUGACGAAACAAUACUUAUCGUAGUUUGUCAUAUUUAUUCUAACGAAAUGGAAGAUGUAGAGGAAAAAAACAAAAAAAAAACUAGAGUUAUACCAACCCAGCAGAAGACAAAACCUACCAAAACAAUUUAAGAAUAUUGUGCCAAAAAUUGAAGACACAAAAGAAGAAAUACAUACCACGAAACGACAUCUUUUUUGCUCUUGUCUACCGAAUCAGCAGUCUUGUCAUUUAACCCGUUUUACUAUAGUAGGUGUAGAAUCGAUAUUUACAAAAACCCAAAUCUGUAUUUGUGUAAUAAUGGACAGCAAACCUUAAGAUACAACAGAGAAGAAAAAUAAAGAAUAGUGUUCUAUGUAACAGUGGCACAAAAAAACCAUCGCAGCAUGUGAUUGUGAUGAAUUGCGAACCGGGCGGAGGAACGGAUACAGCAAACGGAACAAACUCCCACAGUCACACAAUAUUUCAUAAUUUACACGCACACACAAGAACGCGCGUGCGCGCGGACACAUGCUAAACCCAUUUUUGACCAAUGCGCAAAGACAGCAUCAGCAGCAUCGCGCAAGAACAAUAAAACCGUACUGUUCAAAAAUAUGAAGCUACAUCUGUAUACCGACAGGCUAAUCGUGAAAUGGGACAAAUACGAGAAAAAAUAUUCCAUUACAACAAAACUUUGCAAGUACACAAUAUAAUAGAAUACAAUCUUUACCUUGAUGAUGGUGAAAAAAAAACAAAGCAAAACUAAAUCAGGCAUGUGUAUUAUACGAGAAAUUAAUAAAGAAACUACAGAUAACUGA